GCCCGGCGCGGGAAGAAGCUCAUCAGCCGGCGUGGCGGCGUGACGUUGCGUUUCCUGGGCCGUUGGCGGGACGCGCAAAAUGGCGCGUGGGCUACGAGCGGGCGGGGGGGGCUUAUAGGGAGAGGCCCUCGCCAUAGAGACUCCCGGCCCCUCCCCCCCCCCGCCAUGAGCGGUCCGGCCGCGCCGUGCGGCCUUCCGGCGGCCUGGCAAGGGGAGCAUCUCUGGCUCUGCCUGCAGGCGCUCGGCUUCGAGGCUGUCGCCGGCCCCGGCAAGCUGAACUCCCACCUCAGCCUGGGCGCGAACAUGUUUGACAAACCAAACAAAGAUGCACUUCAUUUGGUUGCACACUUCUUGUUUACUAAACUGGAUCAUUCACGCGCAGCAGAGGCUUUCAGGUUUUGUUGCCCUCCAGCAGACAAAAAGGGAGAUGCAGAAUUCAGGAAGAAAUGCUGUGAAUGGCUAAAAGAAAUUUCAGUAGAAUGUGGAAACAUCUUUCCAGCUGUUGUAGCUUCACUGUUUCUUUCUCCUGGAGGUCCUAAGUUUAUUCAUCUGAUGUAUCACUUUGCAAGAUAUGUAAUGAUACAAGCAAUGAGAAAAGACUGCAAAGAUGCUGGCAUAUAUUUCCCAGAAGCUGUAAUUUUGAGGCCUGAUGACUUGUACAGGGCAGCUGCAAGGUGCAAAGUGGCGUCUAAUAAGUUUUUGCAGGUUGUGCAAAAAGAAGAUUUUGUCAUUCAAGAGUAUCAGAAAAAGGCACAAUUAUUAACUAAACAGAUAAAAGAUCUAAGAUCUGAAUGUGCUGAUCUGCACAAGCAGCUUCAAAAAAUAGAGAAAAAUGACCAAAACCAAAGUAACAGAGCAGAGAAAGUUCAAAAGGUUUGCUCCAUGUGGACAACUGUAACAGAAACCUUUGCUGGCUUGGAAAAGGAGAGAGAAGUUGUGGAUUCUGUUGUUAAAGGUCACUUUGACCAGUAUACUUUAGAUGGAACAGACAUCACUAUCAGUGUUCCAAGGCUGCUGCUUGACAAUAUUGAAAAUGAAAUGUACAGAUUGCAUAUAGGCAAUGUAUAUGACACCGGAAAACUAAACUUCUUGACAGUCAUUCAGUUAUUAAAUGAAGCCUUGAAGAUUUUAAGAAGUGAAUGUCAGGAAGUUGACCAUAAGGCACUAAACCUAGAUAUUCAGUACAUUGAAGAGAAGACCAAAUUCCAGAGUAAAACUUUAUUGGGUCUGAGGUCAAUGAGGCACAAGCUAAAGCGAGAGGAUCAUGUGUCCAUAAAGAAAUCAGUUGUUGAAAAGCAAAAAGAAUGGGAUAUGAAGUGGGAAAACAUUCUUGGGCAGUCUCCUUUUGGUUUAAUUAAAGUUCAGAAUCCAGCACUAGAUUUGUUACCAGCUAUGUCUGCCCUCUCUUUUGAUCCUGCAACUGAAGAGGCUUAUAAGAGCAGUGUCUUCUGUCAAUAUCCAGCAUCAGUUCCAGAUGCACCAAAAAAGGGUUAUCAUAAGAGAGUUGAUGGAGCACUGGGCAGCACAAUGAGUACAGCAGAACUUACAUCCUCAGGGAGGAUCUUCUCACUCUCAUCAGAGUUGGCUACAUCAGAAAACAGCUGUCCAGUUCUUGAAAAGAAAGUACAUACUGAACCUCCCAAAAGGAAAGAACAUUCUCUUUCUCAAAAAAUCUUAAAAUGUGGAGUAGCCAGACCAUUAGAAGCUUGGAAUAAUAGAGACUCUCCAGUACUCCAAACACCAACUCCAGUCAAAAGAGAAGAUCCUUAUAGGAAAGCACAAGAACAGCUGGCAGAAGAGGUUGCAAAUGUGGUAGUAUCAGAGUCACCCUCAAAUAGUGAUGGAAAAGGGAUGGAGCUGGAAGAUCUAAUUGAGUCAUUGGCUUCCAACCCUUUCUUAGCAAGGAAACAAAUCCCUCGAACUCCAGAAAAUCUGAUUACAGAAAUCAGAAGCUCGUGGCGAAAAGCAGUACAGGAUGGCUACCCUUCUGAUACAGAGUUGGCUCAAACUGAAAUGGUAACAGAAGGUGUUCUGUUGGAUAUAAAGCCUGUACCUCAAAACAGAAUAGACGCUAGUGUGGCCUGCUUUAUGUCUUCAUCUCACAUAUCAGACCUCUCUACUUCUAAUUUUAAUGUAGUAGAAGGGAAGUCGUUAUUAAAUUGGAUGACACCUGAACCUCCAAAGCAGGUGAUAUUUAGUCGCAUCAGUGACUCGCCAAUCCAGAAGCCAGCUACCGGAGCACUAGCUAACAAAAGAACUUUGCAAAAGGAAUUAAAGGGUACUGUUUUAAAUGAAAUUCUUAAAGAAAAUGUACAAGAACUUAUGCCAGCUGUGGAUAAAAGUAUAAAUGUUCUCAAUAGUCAGGAAAACUGUAAUAAGAUAACAAAUAUUCUGUCACCUUAUUGUCAGAAUUCCACAAUGCGUUCAACCUUGUCCUGGGAUGCUUCUCAGAUGGUAAGUGGUAUUAGUUCCGAUAGCCAAGACAUUAUCCAGUUUGGAAUACUGCAUGAGACUUUCCCAGAAGAACUUGGCAACCUAAGCCUUACUAGCCCUCAAAGUUCAGAGACUGAUGAUAUAUUGGGGAGUAACUCGAGGGACAGCAGGUCCUUAACAGAAAGUACAAAAAAUGAAUGGACUACUCAAGAGUGCAAAUUAGAUUUGGAGUCUAUUCGCAAGCGAUACGAAGCACUGAAAAAGACUCUUUUUGGAAAUGACUCAGCUCUGGUCUGUAAAAAACAAUUCGUGAGGAAUAAUUCACAGCUAAGCUUUACUCCAAGCAGCACAGAAAUACAUGACGUCUUUAGUCCUUCAGAAAAAUUCUUUACAUUAGAUACAGAAUAUAUUGGGACACCCUCACACAUGUCUCUUCCUCAUAGAAAGCACUCUCUCUCACCUUUGGUUUCAUUUACUCCAGUUCAAGAGAGACUGAGAGUAGUAGCACAAAAGAAACCUGGAGACUUCCUGCAUAACUCAAAAGAAGAAGAGACCUUGACUGAGAAGCUGGAUGCAAAGGAGUCCUCAUCUGCUAGAAAGAUUUGUAAAGAUACAGUUUCACAAUUAGAAUUAUGAUGUAUUUGCACAUGUAACAUGCUUUUACAUUAAACAAAUGGCCAUGCAAUUAAAGUGCAUUUUGUAAUGUACACUUUUCAAGCCCCUCAUUCUUAACACAUUAGACUGUAGUUUGUAGUAAUAAAAGUGGCAGUGCUAAUCCCAACCACCAUAGAAAGAGUUAGCGUGCACUGCUGACUUAGACUGAAUCUUUUGGUCAUUCUUCAGAGGGACUUGAAGAUGUUUUGAUCAUUUGAUGUUGGAGGAGUAGCAGUGGAGUAAUAUGGAGUCGAAACAUUCUGUUAGAUUGCAUGGUUGUCAUGGGCAAAUAAGCUGAGGCUGAAAUGACUUGCUACUAUAAAUGUUAACUUUAGAACAAAUUUGGGUCCAUUAUCCACGUGUUUUUAAGAGUCCUUAAACUACUAUUGUUAAUCCAUCCUUUCUGUUUUUUUCAAAAAGUAAGCAAUUAGUUUAAACGUCUGGUAUUACACAAGUUAAACACACAAACUGAACGAAAAAAGCUUGUAAAUGACAGUGAUUGAUGGAUGCCUAGAUAAGUGACUGAAGGCACCAACAUGUUUGAAUCAAGUGGAUAUGACUGGUGCAACAGCAUGUUUGAGCAGUGGUAUGACUGACAAGUGAAGUCUGGAGACUAUAAUUAACCCCUUUUAUAACUGAGGACCAGUAGUUCCAUGAAGAACUAAAAAGCAAAGUGAAGGCAAGUGCAGAAAAGGCAAAGGAAGAGAGUAGGACAAUAAGUACUGACUAACUUGUGGCUAAAUUCACUAACAAAUCAAUUACCAAUAUAUUUGGGGUUCAAGUAAUUGAAGAUUUUUUUUUCCAACUUAAA
Messenger RNA from Gavialis gangeticus (Gharial), 3898 nucleotides. RefSeq names its product HAUS augmin like complex subunit 6 (gene HAUS6). Gene Ontology annotation, cellular component: HAUS complex; mitotic spindle microtubule. Gene Ontology annotation, molecular function: microtubule binding. The record is from RefSeq and is a predicted model, not a curated record. The transcript is spliced from 17 exons. Gene Ontology annotation, biological process: spindle assembly. The coding region runs from base 166 to 3069 and encodes 967 amino acids. NCBI's taxonomy places the organism in Eukaryota, Metazoa, Chordata, Crocodylia, Gavialidae.